AUGGAGGACUCUGAAAGUAUUUCUUCAGAACCGGACGUGUUUAUUCAAGAGAUAAACGAAACUUUAAGGAGGACACGUCUAAAUGACGCCUCUUUGGUUUCGGUUGUAGCGUUUGUAGGCUUUACUCGAAGUGGAACAACACCUAGCAUGGCUUCUGUUGCCAAUGCGAUCUUGGAAAGGAACAUUUUUGGCCAGACAGCGUGUUGUGUCGACCAAAAAUGUAAUUGUACUCAAAAACGGGCUAGUUUAUUGAUCGGAGAUGAUAAUAAUCACGGCUUGUGGAUUUAUACGGAUCAUAAGAAGAAUACUAUAUAUUUAUUACUUGAUUCUAUUAAUGAAUGGGCUUCAUUUCUACAAAUAUGGGAAAAGAUAGACGGCUUUAUUGAAAAUGGGAAAGAAUUUCAGGAUUGGUUAUGGAAACGGGAGCAUCUGUAUAUGAGAAUGCUGGUGUUUAUGUUCAUGGUUUCUCAUGUUGUAAUGCUAUCACUCCCAAUAUCCAAACUUGAUUCCAACAUGAUUUCUUUAUUACGUAUCGUUUCCUCUGUUAAACGGCACAUACUUUCUCACGCCUCUAAUUUUAUCAAUACAUGCUGGCAAAAUUGGGGAAUCCCUUCUCCUUAUGGAUCGACAAGUGGUGGUGGUUAUGGGGGGCGAGGAGGUACUCCACAAGGAGGUACAAUGGCCCCGGGAAGAUCUGUUCCAUUUCUUCUCUUUCUAUUUCAAGAAGUUCAGUUACCAGUCGUUACUCAUAAUGAUUCCAAUAAAUCGGAUACUGUCCAUGACAAGUCGGCGUCUAUUAGCAUCAAAAGAAUUAAAGAUGCAUUGCAAGCUCGCGUUCGUUUCCUCUUUCGUACUUGCCAUUUAGUACAAACCAAUGAUUUACAUGCGUCUUUUGACGGUCGUCAAUUGUUCACCCUUCCUCCACCUUCUUCCCAAUUCUUUGUUCACCUCAUUACUCGCGGAUCUACGGGAAACAUGCUGUCAACAGAUCCCGCUCUUGUCAUUCUUUCUGCAUCCAUAAAUUCUGAUCGAAACGAUACAAUUGAUAUAGAGGGAUUAUUGAAAAGAAGGCGGCUAGAUGCCAGAAGUACUGAGAAUUUUGAGAUUAAAUUGUUGAGGGAUUUCGCUAUUGGCUGGAUUAAAUGGGCGGGAACUGGAUAUCCGAGAAGUUUUGUGAAACGUGGUAUUGCAUCAAGCGAGUUGCCUGAUGCAAGACAAUGGGUAUCUGGUAUUAUUGCUCUUAAAAGAUUUUUAUUUGGACAGCUUCCGAAGGAAUUAAUAGAUCGCAAAGCUUCUAAUCUUGUGGAGGAUACAUUAACAAGACGCUUAAAGGAUUGUGUACAAAUUAAUAACAGAUUCUCGGCAAGUCAUUGUGCCCAGGUUUUGAGAAAAGCGGUUGAUGUAUAUUUAUUAGAAUCACCGACUUAUUAUACCAAGCAAUAUCAUGAAAUCAAACUAGAACAUGCCUUGGGUUUUUAUAUGUCAUCUGCACGUGGUCCAUGUGUUCAAGAAUAUGCACAGAAAUUAAGACUCGAAUGCCAGAAUAUAUGGGAACAUGGAAGACAGAAAUGCGAGUAUGAAAGUCUUACAGGACAUCAAUGUGUCUUGGGGGCAAAUCAUGAUACUGAUUCUAAAACAGAUGAUGAAGUAAAAAAAUUUGUCAAACAUAGAAGCGCCUUUCAAACGCUUCAUGCAUGCAAUUGUGGAAGGACUCGACGAGAAAGAGAAGAUCCUUUCGAUCUUAUGGAGGCAAACGUCAUAUUUUUUAAAUUUGACGAUUGUUGUCAAACUGAAGACGAUAACUUGUUUCAUUUACCUCUUGUUAAAAACAAAUCAUCCGAUAAAAGUAUGUGGUCUCUCAUUCACCUUGGGUCAAAUGCUAUUUAUGAUCCAAAAGUAGGUUUAGACAAAUGGGAUGGAUUUGUAACAAAUGCAAAUUUCCUUCUACCCUGGAAUAUCAUUGUAUCCGAGCACAAUCAAGAGGACACUACACAAGUUAAGGAUGUAAAUGGAUUAGGAACAGAUGCGGCGGAUUUGCAUAAUAUAAAUGGUGAAGUUGAAGAAAAAGAUAUUUCCAUUUUGCAAAAAAAAGAAACUUUCAACGUUGACGUGGGCAAGAUUACAAUUAAUGAUUCAACAGAUUGGCCUUUGUUAACUAGUGAAAGUACUGCACAAUCCUGGAUGGCACAGUCGGAAUUUAACGAUGACAUUUUGCAUUCGAAUGAAAAUGUUCAACAGAUAUCUCGUGAUGCUAAUAAUUUUCAGUCGUCUUCAAGAGAUUCAAAAAAUGGCGAUUACUUAAAAGAUAAGCGAAGCAGGCGAAACACAAGAACCGCACAAAAAAAGGAACGCGAAAAAACGUCUGCAAGCACAUUACUCAAUAAUCAAAAUUUUAGUCGAGGUUACGUUGGUGUUGAAUACGAAUGUCCUAAUGGACAUAGAUUUAUGAGUUGUGGAGAUGGACAAGUUUGCAAACGUGGGCAUAUCAAUCAUACUCAGGAAUCCGCAAAAGAUCUUUUAGACAAAGAUUUACCAAUCUUUAUUUUAUGCCCUUGUAAUAACACUUUGAAUGGACCACCCACUAUUACGGCACAACUACAAAGAAUCAUAAUUAUAACCCCAGAUUCACAUUUAUCAGUGAUUCUGAACCCUUCGAUCAAGGAUUCUAAUAAUCAAGAUGUUGAAGUGUCCCCAAUUGUGAAUCUUGAUGACAAACAGCAAACACAAAUCAAUGAGAUUAUUUUACCCAGUAACAGCAUGACAGUUUUGCGUUUACCGUAUCCUUUUUUUAAUAAUCAAUCAACCAGUUUUAUUGUCGCUGAAAAAAGUAUAAUGACGUCUUUACAAAAGAUAAGUAGUGGCUCGCCCAUUAAAGUUGACAAAGAUAUUACGAAACGUCUAUCUUCGCUUUAUUUGGCCAAAAACUUUAUAAUCGCAGAUAAGCGUUCCUCCUUGCCUUUUAAAGAGGAAGAAGCGUCUAGCAUUACGAGAAAAAGGACUCAAAGGCGGCAAAAAAUCGAAAGAUUGUGA
Molecule: messenger RNA, 3030 nt
Organism: Ambispora leptoticha
Lineage: Eukaryota; Fungi; Glomeromycota; Glomeromycetes; Archaeosporales; Ambisporaceae
Source: the annotation of a GenBank genome assembly